This is a messenger RNA of Sphenostylis stenocarpa, 265 nucleotides long. Lineage: Eukaryota; Viridiplantae; Streptophyta; Magnoliopsida; Fabales; Fabaceae. The record is from the annotation of a GenBank genome assembly.
UUUAUAUGUACAAACUUUGAAAGAUACCUAUGGGAAUCUCAAUGAUGAUAUCAUUGCUAAACAAAUAGAAGCUGAUUUCCCACGGUGGUUUGAAGAAUAUGAUAAGGUUGAUUGGCUAGUAGUUAUCAAAACAAAACCAAGGGGAGUUGUUGAUGAUAAACAUACUUUAGAAAUUGCAUAUCAAAUGAAUGAGUUACAAGUUAAUACAACAAUUGAGGAUGAUCCAAUUGGCCACCUACAAGAAGAUGAGGUUGUUGGUGAAGAG